This is a messenger RNA of Salvia splendens (bonfire salvia), 1596 nucleotides long. Its product is annotated as protein FAR-RED IMPAIRED RESPONSE 1-like. The record is from RefSeq and is a predicted model, not a curated record. Lineage: Eukaryota; Viridiplantae; Streptophyta; Magnoliopsida; Lamiales; Lamiaceae. The transcript has 6 exons. The coding region runs from base 1 to 1596 and encodes 531 amino acids.
AUGGAAGAAGUGUUGGUUGUACCCGAGUGUUCUCCAGAAUUGAAGCCCAUCGUCGGUCAAAAGUUCCAAUCACAAGAUUUCGCUUUUGCGUUUUACGAUGUACGGUUAUCCAAGCGUUGUGGUUGUAAAGCGAGCAUAUCGUUCAAGUUCUUCUCCGAAGGAGGACUUCCAGGUUAUAUUAUCCAGGAGUUCAACGAGGUUCAUAACCAUUAUAUGGUUGCUCGAGACAUCAAAGCAUACACACAUGAGUUCGACGUACAAAUGGUGUUGGAUGAUAUGGCUAACAAGAAGGAACUGUCCAAGGCGUUCGACGUACAAAUGGUGUUGGAUGAUACGCUAAUGAUGCAUUUUUCUGUGCUUGUGAUACGCAUGUAUUGUAUGAUCUUCACGCUAUUUACAGGAAAGGACAAUCAUGGAAGACCUGUAACUUUCGCCGCUGGUUUGGUGUACAACGAGAAAAUAGGGGCUUUUGCUUGGUUAUUCAAACAUUUCGUUGAAUGCAUGGGUGUUGCUCCAAAGAUGAUCGUAACAGAUCAAGAUUUGGGGAUGAGAUCAGCUAUUGAAGAGGUUCUUGUCGGUACUCGCCACAGAUGGUGUAUGUGGCAUAUUAUGCAUAAGUUGGCCACCAAGGUUCCGAACAGGUUACUGAGGGACGAAGAUUUCAAGAAAGAAUUCAAUGCCUGUGUCUUGUCAAAUCUGCUUGAACCCCACGAAUUCGAAGAAGAGUGGAAUGGAGUAGUGGAACGACAUGGCCUGGAAGACAUUGACUGGUUCAACACCUUGUACGACUAUAGGACUACCUCCAUAUCUGAAUCGGAGAAUAGCUUCUAUAAAAACUUUUUGAAGCCACGCGCCAACAUUGCGAAAUUCUACUUGAAUUUCAACAAUGCUCUGGAAUUUCAGCGGAAUAGUAGAACAAAGUUGGACUACCACGAUGCAACUGCCCUACCCAUAUUGGCCACUACCUUGUCGUUCGAGAAACAUGCUUCGACGAUGUACACCGAUAGUAUGUUCAAGAAAAUACAAGAGGAAAUUGUUGAGGGUAAUGAUAGAUGCCGCGUUCUGGGUUUUUCAUCUACAGAUAUGGUUAACACCUACAAACUUGGAGACAACAAUCGCAAUUCAUACUUUGUGAGACACGAUAAGACUGAUGAGUCAUACUCGUGCGAUUGCAAACUGAAUAAUGAAGUGAAAAAAAUUCCGGACAAAUACAGUGAAAGUAGAUGGAUGAAGACUCCUUUAGCUAAGGCUGUCCAUGGUCAGUUUGAUGACACUUUACCUACCAAAUCCAUCGGUGAUGACAGGCAAAUCAUUUCAAAGCAAGGGAUUUUGAUGUUCUAUGGUUUUCUUCGACGAUUUGAGACGGACAUUGAUGUGCUUCGUGCUUUCGUAGGUGGUGUUGAAGAACUUGGUAAUUCUCUUCAAUCUAGGACUCCUACAACGUCUGCCUCUGAAAAGAGGAGAAUGAUUGAAGAGUUUUGUGGAAUGGUAAGACCUGAAGUAGUUGAGGUCCAUCCUCUGGAUGUUGUCAAAACAAAGGGCCACGCUAACAGCUCCGCUAGCCGUGUGAUUUCGAAGAGAGAAAAUGCUAUAUAG